Messenger RNA from Oncorhynchus masou masou (cherry salmon), 1529 nucleotides. RefSeq names its product calmodulin-1. The record is from RefSeq and is a predicted model, not a curated record. The transcript has 6 exons. The coding region runs from base 398 to 847 and encodes 149 amino acids. Gene Ontology annotation, molecular function: enzyme regulator activity; calcium ion binding. Lineage: Eukaryota; Metazoa; Chordata; Actinopteri; Salmoniformes; Salmonidae.
GGCUAGUUCAUACAAAGACAGAAUUUACAUUUCCUAGAAAUAGAGAAUGAGCAUUAUGUAGUUGGUUUUCAAAUACAAAAGUUUUCAACGAUUGGAUACUUUGAAACGCGACUUUUAAGUGAAGGAUAAAAUUGAUAAUAGUCCACGUUGCAGAUAAAUCAAAAUUGUGCCGCUCGAGCUUUAAAAUAAAUAAAUAUACUAUAUUAUAUAUAUCUAUAUUCGGUGCGCGGACACCAUAGUUGCUAGGGAGUGCAGUGUCCUGUUUAAAAUCUAAACCAUAGCGGAUUGAUACACAAUUUGAAGCGGCAAAGAGCGCGUAGGACUGUAGUACACUUGAUUAUCAUAUUUAUCAAGUCGUUGUUAGGUACAGUAGGUAAGAUCAAAUCAACAUAUCAAAAUGGCAGAUCAACUGACAGAGGAACAAAUUGCUGAGUUCAAAGAAGCCUUCUCACUGUUCGAUAAAGAUGGAGAUGGCACCAUCACCACCAAAGAGCUGGGCACAGUGAUGCGCUCGCUGGGACAGAACCCCACAGAGGCCGAGCUGCAGGACAUGAUAAAUGAGGUGGAUGCUGAUGGAAAUGGAACCAUUGACUUCCCUGAGUUCCUGACCAUGAUGGCGAGGAAGAUGAAGGACACUGACAGUGAGGAGGAAAUCAGAGAAGCUUUCAGAGUCUUUGACAAGGACGGUAACGGCUAUAUCAGUGCUGCAGAGCUGCGUCACGUUAUGACAAACCUUGGUGAGAAACUGACAGACGAGGAGGUGGAUGAGAUGAUCCGGGAGGCUGAUAUCGAUGGAGAUGGACAGGUUAACUACGAAGAAUUUGUGCAGAUGAUGACGGCAAAAUAAUACCGUAAACCCAAAAGAACCCUUCACCACCAGACCAAACAGUGGACAACACACUCACUGUCAACACUCGACUGUCCUCUUUUUUAUUUAUUUUUGCUUUGCAUUUGGUUGCUUUCCCCCUUUGUCCAUUUCGCUUGAUUCAGGCUCAUCUGCAAAAUCUGUUUUCUUUCAUUGUUCCUCUCUUAUGCUCUUUUCUUUGACAUUUUCUGUUUUCUCUCAAGUAAAAUAUUUACAUAAACAUAUACUAAAAUUGUCGAAACAAACAUGUGAACAAUUUCAAGCUAAAAUAUAUACAGGAAGAGAAAUGCAUGCUGUGUUACUUUGGGAAUAUUUUUGUGCUACACUGCUUGCAUUGUUUUUGUUUAUUACAUGGUCUAUUCUCAUGCCAUUUACGGUUGUAGAUAUUUGCUAACUUUUAGAAGUGCAAAAGAUUAACAUGAUGGGAGGUGACAGGAUUUUAACAAUAAAAUAGACUAAUGUACUUCCAUGUGUGAAUGCGCAUGUUUUGGUUAAUUUUUUUGAUAUGUACGUUUGGGUAUAGCAGAUAUGGUUGUCCAAGGACUCCCCUGUGAAGUGCUGUAUGCAUAUCUCCAUUAUGUCCUGACAUUAAACAUUUUGAAAAUGUUCUUAUGCUAGAGCAGGGGUGUGUUGCAAAAUGUUUUUGAUUAAACUCCGAACAGAA